AUGGACCCGAUUGGAAAUGAUGAUUCCGUGCUGGCCGCCCUUCAGAUACUAGAGAAUGCGGAAGAUCGAGAGAUUCUCCGGUACCCUGAGCGUUCGCUCAAUGUCGGCAACCGAUUACUCUCUAUCGCUAAACAAGCCUCUUCUGCUCCUGACAGCCGACCACGCAAAGCCGCCGAUCUCUUCCAAAUUAUCAUACGAGAACAGCCUGGGCUUCAUGCAUAUUUAAGUGACGAUCCCACCUCUGCUAUUCGAACGAUCCGAACGUACGACAAUCUCCAAAUAACGAGUUUCGCAGCGGAUGAUCAGAUACUCCUUAGUCAUAUUUUGGACCUUAGGAACUGGAUCUGGGAUUACCGCACUCAAUACCUUCCUGAGGUCCUCUCAAAAUCCAUGCAAGAUAUACCAUUGAAGAUUCCACCACAGCAAGGAAAAUUGAAGCGUUUCAUUCACUCUCGCGACCUUCCCAACAAUGUUUACAGUCGACUGAAAACUGGACAUAGGUGUUGGUAUAUCGAAGCUAAAGUCUACCAGAAAACUGAAAAUCCAGGAUCUGCUCGCCCAAUGUAA
Talaromyces stipitatus ATCC 10500 is the source of this 567-nucleotide messenger RNA. RefSeq lists its product as uncharacterized. The record is from RefSeq and is a predicted model, not a curated record. Lineage: Eukaryota; Fungi; Ascomycota; Eurotiomycetes; Eurotiales; Trichocomaceae. Bases 1 to 567 code for a protein of 188 amino acids. The transcript has 2 exons.